GAGAGUGAAGAAAGAGUUUCUGAAGAAAACAACAUGGACAGCUGCGGUGAUCACAAUAAUGAGCCAACAAUCUCCAAAAUAGCCCACGAUUACGACAACCUGGAACGAGGUGCAGUCUGCAACGAAGUUUGUGAUGCAAACAAAGACACCCAAGAAACAAAUAAAAAAGGCGGCCAACAUAAUGCUGAAAGCGUGGAAUUGAAUGACUCGGACAACCAAGCUCGUUGUCCGUUUGUUCGAGUUUGGAGUCCUGAGGAGCUGGCGUCUAAUCCUCGUCAUACCGAGAGCAGAGUUGUAGCAAACACUGCAUACUUAAAAAAUGCAAUGAAAAGAAGGGGACAAAGCAAGAAGAGGCAAAACACAGAAAACUUGUCAGUUGGAGAUUUCGUUACAGUGAAGAUUCCAAAACAAGACCGGCACAAGUUUCAGAGCAAACGCCUUCCUGCCGUUAUUGUUAAACAGCAUGGAAAGAAGCGACUGUCGUUUACACUUGGGUAAUUAUUAUCCUGAUUAAGACGGUAUGUAAAACCAAAGAGAAAAUAUUCCAACUCUUUUAUUUACAAAACUAUUAAUGUUAGAACAACCAUUAAACUUGUACUGGCAAGCAGUAAAAUUUGUGUGCAGCCCUCGUAUCUGUAUGCC
Messenger RNA from Priapulus caudatus, 642 nucleotides. RefSeq lists its product as uncharacterized. NCBI's taxonomy places the organism in Eukaryota, Metazoa, Priapulida, Priapulimorpha, Priapulimorphida, Priapulidae. The transcript is spliced from 2 exons. The record is from RefSeq and is a predicted model, not a curated record. The coding region runs from base 34 to 498 and encodes 154 amino acids.